CCCAAUAAUGAUUCUCUCUUUUCUUCAGAAAUAGUUGGAUCUAUCCACGACUAUGUCCAUUUCCUCAUACUCUUCUUUCAACAGUUUCCACAUAAAGUCAGCAGUUGGGAAACAAGGAUUAGGGAUGUAGCUUACAAAAUUGAAGACAUUCUCCAAACAUUCAUGUGGCAGCGAAUCCAAUCACAUCGCGCCAAAUUGGAUUAACAACUCAAAAAUAUAACCGAAGAAAUCGGUUUAAUCGCAGGAGAAGUCAUGGAAGGGCGACCUCCUUAGAAAAACAGAUGUCUGGAGAUGAGAUGGAUGAAUGUGAAACUGAAUUGAAAGUAUUUCAGUAUUUGAAGAAAAAGAGGUAUCUUGUUGUAAUCGACGAUGUUUGGGACGUACAAAGUUGGGAUGACAUAAGGUGUAUCUUUCCGGAUGACAAUAAUGGAAGCAGAAUCAUGUUAACCACAAGACAAUCGGAUGUGGCAUGUUAUUCUAAAACUGCUAGCGAUGUUCAUGAGAUGUCGUUCAUGAAUGAUUCUCAAAGUUGGGAUUUGCUCAAGCAAAAGGUGUUUCCUGAAUUGGUGAAUGUUGGGAAAGAGAUUGCACGGAGGUGUGCAGGAUUACCUCUUGCUGUUGUCCUCCUUGCAGGCGUCUUGUCUCCAGUCGAUAAGAUUCAAGCUUCUUGGGAGGAAAUUGCUGAAAAUGUUAAUCCUAUUGUUGGCCGGGAACUAGAGGAGAUACUAUCUUUGAGCUACACUUACUUGUCUCAACAUUUAAGGUCUUGUUUUUUGUAUGUUGGAGGUUUCCUACAAGAUGUGAAUAUUCGCACUUCAAGACUCGUUAGGUUGGAGGAACUUGUAAAGAGAAAUCUUGUGAUGGUGUCCGGUAGAAAGAGUGAUGGAAAAAUCAAGAGUUGCAACCUCCAUGAUAUGGUACGAGACAUGUGUAUUAAGAAAGCCUGUGAUGAGGACUUUCUUCAUGUUAUGGAUGGACGUGAUCUUCCACAAGGAUUGAUGAAUGAGAGACGCAUCAGUUUCAGUCGUUUUGAUGCAGACGACAUUUAUGGUCCCUCAUCUUGCCUUCCCAACGCUUGGAUUUUUCUGGAAAUUCAUGGAGGAAGAAGAAGAGAGCAAGGUGAUUUUUUCUUGGGCAUCAACAGUAAAGAUAGAUUUGUUUUCUAUUGUAUGAAAUUAUGUAGUUGGAGAAAGGGAAGGGAUAUAAUUUUGAUCACUGAAAAGCAGAUCCAUGAUGGAGCCGGAGUUGCAAUUGUGGAGGAUCCCACCGGAUAA
Molecule: messenger RNA, 1274 nt
Organism: Salvia splendens (bonfire salvia)
Lineage: Eukaryota; Viridiplantae; Streptophyta; Magnoliopsida; Lamiales; Lamiaceae
Product: putative late blight resistance protein homolog R1B-14
Exons: 2
Coding region: 282-1274 (330 amino acids)
Biological process (GO): defense response to other organism
Molecular function (GO): ADP binding
Source: RefSeq, a predicted model, not a curated record